UAUAACAAUAACAAAAGGUGUAUUCUACUUUGCUAAUUACUCGUGUUGUGUAAUCAGGAUAUUACAUCUUUAUAACACAGAGCCCAAAAUUGAAUUACAUCGGUUCGGUUCGAACUGUGAUAAAAAUAUCUGCUUUUCUCAUACAUUCUACUGACAAGAUUAUCAUAAAUGGAGCUAGACGGAUAGGUAAAUUUCAUUUGACCACUGACAGAUAAGUGAUUGUGAACUUGAGUCAAACAAUUCAUGCUUUUGACAAAUAUCUUUCCAAGUUUUAAAUCAAGCGAAACUAUAGGAAUCGAAUUUAUUCAUUGUUAAUAGUAAGCUAGUUUUUUAGGGUUCUCAAAUCAUUUGUAUCUGUAUAUAAAGCAUAGAAAAAUCAUUCUACUGCAUGAUCAAGCCAAUCGAUUCUUCUCUAAGACUAACUUAACGAACUUUCCGUAUCAAAAUUAAUCAUAACUUCCACUCUUAUCCGCCGUCCUUCAAUAUGGAAAAAGUCGUGCUUUCAUGAUAAUGUAAUUUUAAGCAAUAUCAAUAUUAUCAUCAAUAGAUACUUUUUAAAAUACCUAACAUCAUGAACUAAAAGUAAUUGAUGAACAAAAUACAGCAAUGACGUCUAACAUUUGAUUUGUAAAUGAGGAGUAGUUAGGUACAGUUAUUAUUCAACGAUCUGCAUAGAACUGGUCCUUGUCUAGCAUGAUUAUUCAGUUUUCAACGACAAAAACCUCUUUUCUUACUCUUGUUGAAAGUUGACCAUAACGAUCAUUCUCUAAUUCAUUAUAGUUGCUGCCCAUGAAAGACAUUGGCAACGUUGGGAAAUAGUCGUUUGUGUAAUAAUCUUAUGAAUUUGAAUUCGAAUAUAACAAUUUAAAAGAUUGAAUUUGAGAGUAAAAUAAAGGAAUAACGGAUAGUUGUCUGAUAAAAUUGCAAUGAAUGACUUUGAAUUCCACACCAUAUUCUAAAACAAAAUCAUCCUUGUUGAUAAAGUUGAGAAUUCGAUUAAAAAGCAUUUCUCGUCUUGCAGCAAUUUCGAUUUCUAUGAAGAGAAACCUUCUCUCUCUUAUUUUAAUAAUUUUUCUUGUCUCUAUUUUAGACUAUCCAUUACGUUCUCCAUUCAGCACCAACAUUCAUCCAAAUGCUCGAUGGCAACAAAAUGGUAUCAUUGUGGCUGGAGGAAAUCGACAAGGCAAUGGAUUCAAUCAACUCUCAGACCCAUGUGGUUUGUAUGUUGAUGAUGAUCAAACAAUCUAUGUUGCUGAAUGGUCGAAUCAUCGUAUUGUGGAAUGGAAACGAGGUGCAACAAGUGGCCAAGUGAUUGCCGGUGGAAAUGGACAAGGAAGUGGAGAUCAUCAAUUGGAUAACCCAUAUGAUGUGAUUAUCGACAAAGAGAGAGAUAGUCUCAUCAUAUGCGAUACU
Rotaria sp. Silwood1 is the source of this 1413-nucleotide messenger RNA. Lineage: Eukaryota; Metazoa; Rotifera; Eurotatoria; Philodinida; Philodinidae. The record is from the annotation of a GenBank genome assembly.